AAGAUAAACGGCGCGAACGGGAAUGCCGAAAUAUAUACGACAACAUAGCCCUAGAAAACUUCAUCACAUCGGAAAUCGAACUUGGGUUUGAAUUUAAUUUGAUUUCGUAUUUUUUAUUUGGGCUACUGAGAGUUAUUGAUCCCUCGGAAUCUUCUAUGUAUUGAAUGAGAUUUUUGGUUCAAGUUGCGAUUCAUUUCCGUCUAAUGUGAUCUGUUUUAUCUGGUUUUUCUCGUAGGAGUGAUUUCAAGAGGUGGGGUUUGCUUAGAAUAUUGAGUUGACGCUUUUUCCAUGGAUUUAUUUGGGUUAUUAGCAAGAAUAAAUUGUGGGUUGUGGAUGGUUUGGAGUUAGAAGACUUUGGGAUUUUUUUUUUUUUUGGAUAUAUAUUUUGAACGAAAGACCCUUCUUCUCGUAGAAGAAGGAGAUGAAAGGUGGGCUUGUCGUUUUGAAGGUAUAAUGACUGGAGGGCCAUUAGGUUUGCGUACCGGGAGUUAUGGAUCACUGCAACAACAAAAUGGUUUUUCGAAUUGUCAGUCAACACCAGUUCUUGUGCGCAAGUCCACAAAGCUGCUCCUUUCGAGUUCAAGAGAGAAGGAAAAGCUUCGGCCUUUGCUUUGUCGUUUCUUUGGACGAAGGAAGGUUUCCAUGCUCCUUUUGGUCUUCCUUGCUCUUCUUGUGUUUGUAUUUGGUUCCUUUACAGUUAAUAAAGAAAACGUCAAUUUGAGCAUCACACAGCAUAUCGAAAAUUUUAUAACUGUGGGAGAGGAAACAUCAACUAAUUCUAGAACUUUGCCGGGAAUGAACAAAAAUUCCUCAAGAAGUGAUACAAGUAGCGACUUGUUUCUUCGUCAUCACCGCCAUCACUUCCAUCCAAAGCUUUCUACUAGAGUUCCUGGAAAAUCUCUUCCAUCUUUCCAUUAUUGUGAAAAAUUUGCAUUUCCUCCUCCUCCUCCAGUUAAUCCAAAAAGGAUUGGACCACGUCCAUGUCCAGUUUGUUAUCUUCCUGUGGAGCAGGCUGUAGAUAUGAUGCCAAGCUUCCCAUCAGUAUCACCGGUAGUCCAUAAUUUGACUUAUAUACUUGAUGAGAAUCCAACUAGUACUGAGCUUUUUGGAGGCUCUGAAUUUGGUGGAUAUCCUACACUAAAGCAGAGGGAGGAUUCUUUUGAUAUAAAGGAGUCUAUGACAGUGCACUGUGGAUUUGUCAAAGGAAGUAAACCUGGUUACGGGACUGGUUUUGACAUUGAUGAAGCUGAUCUCAAGGAGUUGGAGCAGUUCCAUGAGGUCAUUGUUGCAUCAGCUAUAUUUGGAAAUUAUGACAUAAUACAACAGCCAAUGAAUGUUAGUGACUUGGCAAGGAAAAAUGUUCCCUUCUACAUGUUUAUCGAUGAAGAGACAGAAACUUAUUUGAAGAAUUCAAGUGUCUUAGAAAGUGGUAAUCGGAUUGGGUUGUGGAGAAUAAUUGUAGUUCAUAACAUUCCAUACAAUGAUUCAAGACGUAAUGGAAAGAUACCAAAGCUUCUACUGCACAGGAUCUUCCCCAACGUCCGAUAUUCCAUAUGGAUUGAUGGAAAGCUUGAGCUUGUAGUGGAUCCUUAUCAAAUUCUUGAGAGGUUCUUGUGGCGGGAAAAUGCGACUUUUGCAAUCUCAAGGCAUUACAGGCGCUAUGAUGUUUUUGAGGAGGCAGAAGCUAAUAAAGCUGCUGGAAAGUAUACUAAUGCUUCUAUUGAUAAGCAGAUUGAGUUUUAUAGAAAAGAGGGUUUAAAACCUUAUUCUAAGGCUAAACUUCCUAUAACUAGUGAUGUUCCUGAAGGUUGUGCAAUUAUAAGAGAGCACAUUCCUAUCACCAAUUUGUUUACAUGUCUAUGGUUCAAUGAAGUUGAUCGUUUCACUUCUAGGGAUCAGUUAAGCUUCUCCAUGGUGAGGGAUAAAAUAAUGGCAAAAGUGGGUUGGAGCAUCAAUAUGUUUGAGGAUUGUGAAAGGCGAAAUUUUGUAAUACAGACAUACCACAGAGACUUACUGGAGCAAAUGCCUCCUCCUGUAGUGAGGUUUUUUAAACCAGUUUCCCCAAGUGGAAAUAUAGUUAGGACACCGAUAGGAAAGAAGGCUUCUACACGACGUGUAAGAGAAAGGAAAUCUGGUUCAAAGCGUCAUCGAAAGGUGAAUGCCGGUGGUAGAUACAACAACUUAUUCUAAUUGUUUCCAUUUAUUGGUUCCCUUUCCCCCCAUUUGAUCAAAAGAAAAAGGAAGUAUUUUUUUUUCUCCACUUUUAUUUCAUUUAAAUCUCCCUGGUAGGAACACCUGGUUAAAAUCUGUGCAGAAGGGAUGGAAAAAUAACGGUUGAAAUUUGUGUUUUGGGAAUUGUUGAUAAAUAUUCAAUUUUGCUGUAAAUACCCUGAUCCUUAAUAAGUUCAAUUCAAGCUUCUGCCAUUUCCCCUCA
Messenger RNA from Humulus lupulus (European hop), 2434 nucleotides. RefSeq names its product probable hexosyltransferase MUCI70. The coding region runs from base 454 to 2190 and encodes 578 amino acids. The record is from RefSeq and is a predicted model, not a curated record. The transcript is spliced from 10 exons. NCBI's taxonomy places the organism in Eukaryota, Viridiplantae, Streptophyta, Magnoliopsida, Rosales, Cannabaceae.